Messenger RNA from Ixodes scapularis (black-legged tick), 823 nucleotides. RefSeq lists its product as uncharacterized. The transcript is spliced from 2 exons. The coding region runs from base 5 to 823 and encodes 272 amino acids. The record is from RefSeq and is a predicted model, not a curated record. Gene Ontology annotation, molecular function: nucleic acid binding. Lineage: Eukaryota; Metazoa; Arthropoda; Arachnida; Ixodida; Ixodidae.
AGCAAUGCAACUCGUUCAGGCCUUUAUUAUCUCCAGAAUCACUUACGCCACACCGUACUUGGUCUUGAGUAAAGCGGAACGGCAAAAAAUUGAUGUUUUGAUAAGAAGAGCUUACAAAAGUGCGCUAGGGCUUCCCGAGAGGACAGCGACCGACAAAUUACUAAAGUUAGGGGUCCACAACACGAUAGAUGAGCUUCACGAAGCACAUCUCGUGGCUCAACUAAAGAGGUUGGCGUCCACGAAGAACGGGGCGUGGCUCAUGGACAAACUCGGGAUGGCGGUUCCGGGAGGAACGCAUACGGGUACUGUCCCCGACCACGAGCUGUCAGCAGAAAUACGGAAGAAAAUAGUGGUGAGUCGUAUCCCGAGGAAUAUGCAACCAGGAAAGGACGACGGCAGAAGAAAGGCCAGAUCUGAGGCCCUGUCUAAGACAUGGGAUCACAGAGAGGGAACGCUAUAUGUUGACUGUGGCGGCCCAGUAAACGGAGUUGCCACAAUCGCAGUGGCUAACGCCCAGGGUCGGGUGUUAAGAUUAGCUUCGGUCAGAGUAGAGUCGGCUGGGCAGGCUGAGGAAGCGGCGAUUGCGUUGGCGGUUGUUUGCAACCCCAGGGCGACUGUCAUCUCUGACUCCCAGAAAGCAUGUGGAAAUUUCGCUCGCGGGAUGGUGUGCGCAGUCGCUGAUAGAAUACUACGUAAGACGGAAGUGCAGGGGGUGCAUCUGAUCUGGUCCCCUGGCCACAUGGGGAACACUGGGAAUGAGAACCCCGAAGAUGGCUAUAAUAUCACUACGAAAAGCAGCUACGAUGCUCUUAAAUUUAAGUAA